Messenger RNA from Capsella rubella, 1333 nucleotides. Its product is annotated as probable cysteine protease RDL5. The record is from RefSeq and is a predicted model, not a curated record. Bases 65 to 1162 code for a protein of 365 amino acids. The transcript is spliced from 4 exons. Lineage: Eukaryota; Viridiplantae; Streptophyta; Magnoliopsida; Brassicales; Brassicaceae. Gene Ontology annotation, cellular component: lysosome. Gene Ontology annotation, molecular function: cysteine-type endopeptidase activity.
CCAAAAGUAUACAGCACAAAUCUUCUCCUCUUCUUUAAUAACUUUUAGAAACACAAAUAAAAGUAUGGGUUGUGCUAAAUCAGCCAUGCUGAUCCUCUUACUAGCAACGGUCAUGGCUUCUUGUGCCACGGCCAUGGACAUGUCCGUCCUUGCCUAUGACGAUAGCCACCACGUGACAGCCGGUGUUUUCGACGCUGAGGCGACCAUGAUGUUCGAGUCAUGGAUGAUCAAACAUGGGAAAGUGUACGAGUCCGUUGCUGAGAAGGAACGACGUUUAACAAUUUUUGAGGACAACCUCCGUUUUAUCACUAACCGGAACGCUAAGAAUCUCAGCUACCGGCUAGGUUUGAACCGGUUUGCGGAUUUAUCGCUCCAUGAGUACGCACAAAUUUGCCAUGGUGCUGAUGCAAGACCUACUAGGAACCAUGCCUUCAUGACUAGCAGCGACCGGUACAAGACUAGUGCUGGUGAUGUGCUUCCUAAGUCCGUUGACUGGAGAAACGAAGGUGCAGUGACUGAAGUCAAAGAUCAAGGAUAUUGCAGGAGUUGUUGGGCUUUCUCUACUGUGGGAGCAGUGGAAGGCUUAAACAAGAUUGUAACGGGUGAGUUGGUCACUUUGUCUGAGCAAGAUUUGAUUAACUGUAACAAAGAAAACAAUGGUUGCGGAGGAGGCAAAGUCGAGACUGCCUAUGAGUUCAUCAUGAACAACGGUGGUCUUGGUACCGACAACGAAUAUCCUUACAAAGCUGUUAAUGGAGUCUGUGAUGGCCGCCUCAAGGAAAACAACAAGAACGUUAUGAUUGAUGGAUAUGAGAAUUUGCCUGCAAACGACGAAUUUGCUCUAAUGAAAGCUGUUGCUCACCAGCCUGUGACUGCCGUUGUUGAUUCAAGCAGCCGAGAGUUUCAGCUCUAUGAAUCGGGAGUGUUUGAUGGAUCUUGCGGAACAAAUCUAAACCAUGGAGUUGUUGUGGUCGGAUAUGGAACCGAGAACGGUCGUGAGUACUGGCUCGUGAAAAACUCGAGGGGAAACACAUGGGGAGAAGCUGGCUACAUUAAGAUGGCUCGCAACAUUGCUAAUCCAAGAGGUUUAUGUGGAAUCGCGAUGCGAGCUUCAUAUCCUUUCAAGAACACGUUUUCCACCGUUAAAAGCUUCAUCGCUUAAUAAUAUGAACUAAGUGUAUGCAAGAGAUCGAGUGAGCCAACAACUUAUAAUCGACUUUGAUGGAAAAAAUAAUGUAGUCGACUGGUUUGGUUUUGUUACAUAUAUUUCGUAUUUGUAUUGGGGUCAAUGUUUGGAGUUUGUAUAAUAUUAAUGGAUGUUUCUUUGAGUCCA